Molecule: messenger RNA, 156 nt
Organism: Peronospora matthiolae
Lineage: Eukaryota; Oomycota; Peronosporomycetes; Peronosporales; Peronosporaceae
Source: the annotation of a GenBank genome assembly
AUGGGUGGCAGUGAACGGACGGGUCGCACAAGCGACCAGGAGAGGGAAGUCUACGGACUGAAGGCGUACCCCGCGCCACGUGUACCGCUGCGGCGGUCGCACAUUCCAAGUCCUGGGAGUCGCACAAACGACCAAUACGGGGCCCACCAUCGAUGA